AUGCAGGAAACAGUUGCAGAAGAAGAAGAAGAAGAAGAAGAAGAAGAAGAAGAAGAAGAAGAGACGCUCACCUUGUCCCUGAGCUCCAUGCCGAUCAUCAGGGUGGUGGGGAACAUGGUGGAGAGCUUCACGAGGAGCCCGCCGAAGCCACAGCCGAUGUCGGCGAAGCGGAUCUUUGGGGCAGUGGCGGUGGCGGCGGCCGCAGUGGAGGGGAAGAAGGAGGGGAAGUGCUGGGCGUAAUCCACGUCAGAGGGGCGGAUGGGGAUUGGGAAGUGGGAAUCGCUGAGGGGGUUGCUGUGGGCCCGCGCUCUGUAGAAACGCUUCCUGGGCAGCCGCCCCGAGUGGCUGUUUGUCUCCAGCAUUAUCGUUGUCCUUCUUCUUCUUCUAAUCGAGGCCGGAAUCCCCGAUGAAGCUCAGAACCUGCAACAGAAGCUCAUCUCAUGAAUUCAGCCCUCUCUCUCUCUCUCUCUCUCUCUCUCUCGCUAACUCAGAAAACCCAUCAUCAGAACACAAUGCGGAAACCACGAUACAUUACACCUGCUGCAUCUUGAAGACGAUGCUCAUACGAAAUGGAUGAAUUUUUAUUUUUUUUUCCUAGAUGGAUGGUGAAGUAACAUGGUAACAUGGCGGGAGAGGAGGACAGCGCGGAAGGCAGGGUAAAUGGAGGAAGAAGAAGAAAUGAGACGGAUCCGCUCCGUCAUUGAUCUCCUCAUCAUCAUCAUCAUCAUCAUCACCAUGGUCAGCAAGAGAGAUCCCCCCUGAACUUCAGAAGAGAGGACAAACACCGUUGUGGAGGCUCGCUUGCUCGGAAAUAAAUAACAAUUAGAUGGUUUCUUCUCUUUAUAAUCCAUCGAGCUCAUCAAUGAAUAAAGCAAACACAGGCUGCUUGAGCAACUGCCAGGGAGCAAGCGGGUUGACUCUGAUGUGAAAAGUAAGCGCCAGAGAGUGGGUUGACUCUGAUGCAAAAAGGAAGUGCAUUCGGGAAAAUCAUCAUUCGGUUCAACAGAGCGGCAUUUUUCAAAAAAAAAAAUGAAAAAUCACGUCUGUACUAGUUUAAAUGCAUGAUAUGCAUUUGACCCAGAUGCCAGCCGUAGUAGAAACUAGAACUUCUACAUCCCCAGGAAAAAAAAUAAAAAUUAGAACUUAGUGAAGUCAACUACAUUGGGGGAGACCAAGCAUCGCCACGAAGUCGAGAUACUUGAACUGAAGGAAAAUCUCACGAGCCCAUCAAUGAAUUUACCCGUUACGACUUUGGUUACGAAGUACAUGUCACCCACAGCUUUUUUUCACAGGAAGACAGAUUGGGGUCCCGUCACAGCUUGAAGAAACCUAGAAUGCUUUCAUCCGAGUCUCAAGGGGGCAAGAAUACCUCGCAGGGAUCCCAUCGCGGAGGGAGGAAACACAUAGCCUGAUGGGCUUCAAAGAAUAGGAGGAAGUGA
Spirodela intermedia is the source of this 1439-nucleotide messenger RNA. The record is from the annotation of a GenBank genome assembly. Lineage: Eukaryota; Viridiplantae; Streptophyta; Magnoliopsida; Alismatales; Araceae.